UCGGCAUUCGGAAAGCAACGAUGAAACCGUACGCAGCCUGCACGACCGCUGUGCUUGCCUUGCUGCUGGCCGGUACUGCCCAGGCGCAGUUAAGAGACGGUCGAGCACAAAGCCUGGACCUUCUCCGCAUGCUCACCGACAAACCAUGGAUCGGACUCGGACCCCACAACCGCUGGGACAGGGCACCUCGUAUUGACAUGGAUUUAGGAUACACGGGCUUAGGACCUCACCUGCCUCCGGUACAGGUUGCUGAGGAUAGGAAUUACCUUGAUGAUGAGAUCAGGGGCGUGUCAGAAAAGCGAUCCGCCGUGGCGACAGCACUAAACUCGGGUCGCCGGAGACGGCAGCCGACUCCGGCGCUUGGUAAGGCAGUCACGCCGUAUGUCGGCGUCGGCGUGCUAAACGACAUGGGCUCAUUCUUCGACUCCCUGCGUGACAACCUGGAGACGCUGGUGUCCCUCUCGCCACAGGAACGCUCCACACUCUUCCAGGACCCACCGUCUGUUGUACCCGCACCGGCUUCCAAUACCGGUGGUGGCGGCAGUGGCAUUAGGAAGCUGUACGCACUCCGCCCUCUCAGACCUACCGGCAACAUCAGGCGGACGGUGGCUACCCGGGUGCCAACCACCAUGACCCUGGCCUGCUGUGGACCGGACUCGGCCGGUAGACGACACACUCACACACCCACACACUCAUACACCGACACAUACACUCACAGUGACCAACGUAACGGAAUGAACCAUGUAGUACAGCCACGGAAACCGCCGCAUGUUUCACAUUUGAAACCAAAUUAUUUAGAUGUAAGUGGUGUAUCGCUACCGGAGAUUAUUUUAGCUCUGCAGGAAUAUUGCUAUCUGUGAAACUUAUACUAAGUACGGUAUCUAGUCGACCUCUGAUCUAGUCAAUCGAAAGUUUGGACUAACUUGACAAUCCUAAGAUUAUAACUACACAAUUAAACUUUCACUUUUCAUAUUCAGUUCUUUAAAUCGUCCCCAUAGAUAGAUUUACUACGGCAGUAAGUUUCUUUCAAAAAUGUCUUGGGAUUUUCAAGCUGAAUUUCAUAUGGAACAUUUUUCUAUAAUCCCUAUUUCAAGUAGAUGUAAGCAUUUUGCCCAUGAAUGUAUUAUUAAAGUACCUACUUAAUGGUUAUUAAAAUAAAUUUAGAAAUACAUAAUUAUUACUAUUCAUUUUCUAUUGUAUUUGGAAAUUCUUAUAUUUCCAUUGUAACAUACUAUUUAAAAGAUUACUUCGAUAUUGUGGACUUUCUAUUGAAAAUGAAGUUACGUUUUCUACUUGAUGUCUUUAUGAGGAGUGUAAGCCGAUUUGCACCUUCAAACGAUCAAAGACGAUGUGUGUAAGUCAUAUACAUGAACCUAACAUUUAGCUUGUAAAGGACACAUUAUUGAAGAACUAUUCAUUUUUUAAUCACAAAAACGCUGAAAAAUUUUCUUACGAAUUAGUACUUAUAUUUUUAUGUUGCUAUUGAAUUGUGAAUUAUUUAUUUUAUUUAUUGGAUAACUCGAGCAACUAUUAUGGCCUUUAGAUUUACUUUUUUUUUUCAAUUGAGCGGCGACAGCAACUUAAGGCACUGACUUAUAAAUGGGUUCAGAAUUUUCCAACAAUACUAAACGUGUCGUUUCUUUGUUAUGAUCCCAUAUUUAUAAAAUGUAUUAAAUUAUUAUAGGUAGUUACCAAAGAUUCAUGUACCUAUUACGUUAUGUAAACGUUGAAAUUUUGUCUCUUUAUGGAAAGAAUACUGUACCUAAAUGUAUGUCUAUUCGAAGUUAAAUAUCUACUCUAGAUAAUUAAGUACCGUAUGUAAACUAACACCGAAUAUUAUUUGUAUUAAUAUUUACGUAUUUAAUAUUAAUU
Messenger RNA from Spodoptera litura, 1872 nucleotides. RefSeq lists its product as uncharacterized. NCBI's taxonomy places the organism in Eukaryota, Metazoa, Arthropoda, Insecta, Lepidoptera, Noctuidae. The record is from RefSeq and is a predicted model, not a curated record.